AGACGCGUUCACGAGUCAAGCAGAGUCGUCGCUUCCCUCUUGUGCUCUCACUCACUCCUUCCAGAUCUAGCCACCACCAGCUUCCUCUCGCCCCCUCCCGUGCGCCGCCUGCAGCCCCAGCCGACGUCGGACGCCGCCGUCGAGUCUCUUCUGCGCCUCACCACCAACAAUGUCGGCGGCCUCCCCCGUCGCUUGCCGUCGCCCCGGCGACCCGCCGUGACCGCCGGCGUGAAGCAUCACAUCCAGGGCAUCACACCGAUGGCCAUGGCCGCCAUGGAUUAGCUAAACUCUUCUAAUCCGUGGCUCAGUUCUAGAGCUCGUUCAAAGACAAACACUACCUUGGAUUAGCUAGCUAACUGAGCUCAUGGUCAUGGCGGUGGUGACGGGCGCCAUGGGCAGCUUGCUCCCCAAGCUGGCCGAGCUGCUCAAGGACGAGUACAACCUGCAAAAAAACGUCAAGAAGCACGUCGAAUCCCUCUCCAAAGAGAUGGAGAGCAUGAACGCUGCUCUCCGCAAGGUGGCGGAGGUGCCACGGGAGCAGCUCGACGAGCAGGUCAAGCUCUGGGCCAAUGAGGUCAGAGAGCUCUCUUACAAGAUGGAGGACGUCGUCGACACCUUCCUUGUGCGUGUCGAUGGCUGUGAAGAAAUAAAGCACAAUCAAAACAAGCUCAAACGGCUCGUGAAGAGGAUGGGCAACGUGUUGACGCACGGCAAGGCUCGCCAUCAGAUCGCCGGUGCUAUCAAGGACAUCAACAUGGAAGUCAAGGAGGUGGCUGCUCGACGUGACAGAAACAAGAUCGAUAACAUUGUGGCUGACUCUGCAGCCACCACGACUAUCGACCCUCGUCUCAGGACUCUGUACACAGAGGCGGCAGAGCUUGUCGGAAUUUAUGGGAAGAGGGAUCAGGAGCUCAUGAGGUUGCUGUCCAUCGAGGACAACUACAUCUCUGCCAAGAGGCUCAAGAUAGUCUCUAUUGUCGGAUUCGGUGGGCUGGGCAAGACCACUCUUGCUAGAGCAGUGUAUGACAAGAUCAAGGGGGAUUUUGAUUGCAAGGCCUUUGUUCCUGUCGGCCGGAAUCCUGACCUGAAGAAGGUUUUCAGAGAUAUCCUCAUUGACCUCGACAAGUCUAGCUCAGACCUGCCGAUGUUGGAUGAAAGGCAGCUUAUCGACAGGAUUCGGUUAUUCCUCGAUGACAAGAGGUACCUCGUCAUAAUUGAUGAUAUAUGGGAUGAAAAACUGUGGGAAGGUAUCAACUUAGCUUUCUCCAAUAGAAACAAUCUAGGCAGCCGGCUAAUCACCACAACCCGCAAAGUCAGUGUAUCCACAACAUGUUGCUCUUCAGCUGAUGGUUCAAUUUAUCACAUGAAGCCUCUUUCUGCUGAUGACUCCAAAAUGUUAUUCCACAAAAGAAUAUUUCAUGACUGUUGUCCUGCUGAGUUUGAAGAUGUAUCGAGCGACAUAUUGAAAAAAUGUGGUGGGGUACCGCUAGCUAUAAUUACAAUAGCCAGCCUUCUGGCUAGCAGUGGGGAGCAUAUAAAACCAGUACAUGAAUGGCAUGCUUUGGUCCAGUCUCUUGGUCUCGGACUUACAGAAGAUGCGAGUCUAGAGGAAAUGCAGAGGAUAUUAUCUUUCAGUUAUUAUGAUCUACCUUCUCAUCUGAAGACUUGUCUGUUGUAUAUUAGUAUAUAUCCAGAAGAUUCCUAUAUUGAGAAAGAUCGAUUAAUAUGGAAGUGGGUCACUGAAAGUUUUGUUCAGCCUGGAAAGCAAGGAAUAAGCCUCUUUGUGCUUGGAGAAAAUUACUUCAACGAGCUCAUUAACAGAAGCAUGAUCCAGCCAAUAUACAAUUUGGCAGGCCUGGUAGAAGGUUGCCGCGUACAUGAUAUGGUUCUUGAUCUUAUUUGUUUCUUGUCAAGAGAAGAACUUUUUGUAAAUUUAUUGGAUGGUACUAGCGAUGGCACGUCUUGUCAAAACAAUAUUCGUCGGCUCUCUCUCCAACAUAGACAAGAUCAUGAAGCCAAUUCUCUCAUUAAUUCCAUGAGAAUAUCACAAGUGAGGUCUGUCACUAUCUUUCCACCUGCUAUUGAUAUCAUGCCGGCUCUUUCGAGGUUUGUUGUUUUAAGAGUACUGGAUUUUGCUGGAUGUGAUAUUGGGGAAAGUAGUUGGAAGCUUAAGGGUGUUGGAAAUUUAUUUCACCUGAGGUACCUUGGUCUUGCACGUACUGGUAUUCGUGAAAUCCCGGCAGAGAUAGGAAAUCUCCAGUUUUUGCAGUUGUUGGAUCUCGAAGGCAAUUAUGAUCUUAAAAAAAUUCCAUUGACUGUUUGCAAGCUGAGAAGGUUGAUGUUCUUAGGUUUUCAUCUUGGUUGCGAGAUGCCUCCAGGUGUGUUGGGGAAUCUAACAUCCAUUGAAGUGCUGGACGAGAUUCAAGCCUCUCUGGACAUUGUACAACAGCUUAGCAGCCUUGCAAGACUAAGGGAGCUUGACAUUAUCUUCCCGGUCAAGAGUUUCGAUUUGUACGGACCUUUCGUGGAGUCUCUGUGCAACCUAAAGCAUUUGGAAAGUCUAAUUAUUGGUUGCUACGAUGAACCUUCCGCUGGUCUCUUGGAUCUUUUGGAAGAACACAGCUGGGUGCCUCCUCCAAGUCUCCGCAAAUUUGAGUCGGACAUACCCAGCAACCUCUCCACACUGCCGGCAUGGAUAAAGAGAGACCCCUCGCGUCUCUCGAACCUCUCCGAGUUAAGGCUCGUAGUCAAGGGAGUGCAGCAGGAGGACAUGCAAAUCCUUGCGGGAUUACCGGCUCUUCGUAGUCUUGUGAUACUCUGCUCUCAGCAAACACAACGGCGGCUGGUCAUCGGUGCUGAUGGGUACCGUAGUGUGGUGUUGUUUGUAUUGCGAUGUGGUUCAGGGGCGCAAAUAAUGUUUGAACCGGGAGCAUUGCCGAGGGCGGAAACGGUUGAGUUCAGUGUGGGUGUGCGGGUGGCGAAAGAUGAUGGUAAUGGAAAGUUCGAAUUGGGCCUGAAGGGGAACCUGCUCUCGCUUCGACGUACCGAUGUGAGCAUCCAUCGUGAUGGAGCGACGGUUGGAGAGGCCAGGGAAGCGGAGGCAGAGGUGAGGCGCGCACUGCAGGACCACCCUAAUCGUCCCAUCGUUAGUAUUCGCAUGGAGCCGGGAAUACCAGAAGAUGCUCACGACGAUGAUAUCUGUGAUGAUUACAAGCGGAAGAUGAAUUGAUCACCUUCAGGUACCUACGCUCAUCCACCCUUGCCACUGAUCGCCUUCAUAUGUGCUUCAUUUCAAGCAGAUAUCGAGGACGAGGAGUAAUCAAGGUGAUGAACAAGCUGAUAAAAAAAACUUGGGCCCAUGGAACAAACUGAAUCUUCGGUCCAUCUGUGAUGAAAGACUACCUUCAAAUUUUCACUGCUCAAAAUCAAAUAAAGCCGGCCGUGCAUGGCAUCCAGUUUGUUGAGGUUUUCCACUCUGCUUUUUCAAAUUCAAGUUUGGGCAUAUGCUUGUCGGGUGACAGCUUCAGGCUGGUAUGAGACCCUGGCUUUUUCAAGUUUCUCUUCACGCUAGAGAGCGAUCUUGUAAUAAUCUGUUACCAAGAGAACCAGGAUAUAUUUGUUUCCUUAAUCUGAAUCCGUCAUGUGAUCCCCAUGCCUGUUCCUACAAUCGAGUCAGGUUAUAUUAUUUA
Messenger RNA from Brachypodium distachyon (stiff brome), 3689 nucleotides. Its product is annotated as disease resistance protein RPP13. The transcript has 5 exons. NCBI's taxonomy places the organism in Eukaryota, Viridiplantae, Streptophyta, Magnoliopsida, Poales, Poaceae. Gene Ontology annotation, molecular function: ADP binding. Gene Ontology annotation, biological process: defense response to other organism. Bases 365 to 3229 code for a protein of 954 amino acids. The record is from RefSeq and is a predicted model, not a curated record.